AUGCCCAACGACCAAAAACAGAGCGAAGGUUCGUUCGUUCCGGCUGAAGAAGGCCAAAAGUCUUUAGGUGAUAGUGGAGGCAACUCAGCAGCCGCUGAUCAAGUGUUUUCCAUGUUUAAGGAUUUUUUUGAGAAAAAAUUAGAAGAAAAAGAAAAGCAAAUCGAGCAAAGGAGUAAGUUAGAUAAAGAAGUUGUAUAGCUAAAGUUCAAAGGGAACCAGAAAAAAUUUGAGCUUAAUGUCGAAUUAGAUGCCAUUUUUGAAAUCGAAAGUGAAAGCAUCGAGCCAAAUUUGUCGCAAAUCAAGAAAACUUUCCGAAGAAGGCAGGCAACGUAUUCGAAAGCGACAGAAGCUGAUAAAAAUCGCUGAUAAAAGUAGGGACGGCUGGCAGGUUGUAGCCGAGUAAGAGUCGGAGGAGCUUGCAUCCGGCUCCGAAGAUGAGAAGCGUCGUAAGGACGGUGCCCACUAUUGUUACUGCGCACAUUUUCUGCGCAUGCCAAGGUAGUCGCGCGCGACGCGAGAGAACUGCGCAACACUUCACUUUCUGUUUUCGCUCUCUUUCAUGGGUUGUUGCUCUCUCUGACUGUCAGCCAUUGUGGAUAUCCCAGAGUACUCCGCGUUGAGUGAAGCAAUAGUGAAACUGACCGACUGACUGAGGGGAUGGGAAAAAUGUAAAUAACCCCCAAAGAGAUUAAGUUAAGGUCAAAACCAACCAAUUUAACUUCUAAAAACGCGCGGUAACCCCUACCUUUUAUAUUACCAAAUGAAAGUAAUAAGCCUACUCACUAGGAAACGAUCAAUUUUUGGCUCGGGGAAAAUGUCCUUUACACUAUUUUUUAAGGCAAACGCGUGGAGAGGGGUAACUGCUGAUAACUUCCUAGCUGUGGUGAUAUUUCAAAAAACGACGUAUGAGGAGCAGUUGUUAUGUUAUCAUUUGUCGCUUAUUUUGAAACCUUGUUACAAUUAUCAUUGCAUUUGUGCCACUUUACAUGUACGCUCUGAACUUGAGGAAAAAAAAUUAUCAUUUUUAAAAAAAAUGCCUAUUAAGCGUUUUUCUCCAUAUCUCUGAAAAAUGUGUGGUUACCCCCAGUUUUCGUUUUGGAUUUCAAUAGCUGCUGAUACGAUCUACUUGUCUCACAUAGUCAUUAUCUGGGAAAAAAUACUUCCCAUUAGUGGGCACCGUCCUUAAGAAAGCAAGAGAAGCGGCGAGCCGCAAGAGACGUCAAAAGGAACAACUCUCCAGUGAUCGCGGAAAGAAACCAAGAAUUGCUUUGGGCGCUGAUAAUCAGCUUUUUCGUGGUAAGAAAAAGAGCCUUCUCUUUGCUUUGUAUAUUCAUAUGUGUUUUGGAUCCGCUUGCGCAUCCUACCAUAUUUCUCGUGUGAUUUGUUUGUAUUACGGGAAUCAGUUAAAGGGUAAAAUGAUUUACGUUAGAUUGAGCGAAGCGAAUUAGAACGUAAAUGUAUUCCCCGCUGUUAUUCCAAGUAAUUAGUCGCAGUUGUUUUCGUUUCGCACCUGCCGCACCCUGUAUUAUCAUUAGUACUUAUAUUCUCCGCUGUCUCUUGAUUACCAUUCACGCUCGCGGUUCCAUACAGUUAAUUUAUCAUUCUGGUUCCCCCCCCCCCCCCCGUUUACUACAGGUUUCGUCGUUGCUUUUAUCUUUCAGGCCAUAGAGACGCUUCUGGCGACUUCUUUCGCUGUUUCAAAUGCGGCAAAUUUGGACACUGGGCCAAGGACUGUAGAUCCAUGUUCUGGUCGGGAAGCUACCAGUCCCCUAGAUACAGUUCUUGCCCUGGAAUCUUCUACAACAAGCCAACCGCAGGCCAAUCAAUUUAGCCAAAGCAUUGAAGAUGACUUGGGGCAGAUAGAUCAAAUUGCACAGGAUUACGAACUUAAAAGUGGACAUUCAUUAAGUGUUAAGGGUAAUUUGAAGAAUAAUUUAGGUUUCUGGAGAUCUAUAGCUGCUCCGGAUUUUAUUUUGUCUAUUAUUGAAAACGGCUACAGUCUGCCGUUCAUCAGUUUUCCGUUGGCCGUAAAACUAAAUAAAUAAUAAAUCAGCUCGACUUCAUGCUGGUUUUGUGGACCAAGCUGUCCCUGAGCUUGUUAACUCUGGUCGGGUGCGUAUGGUUAAUGAGCAGCCUUUUGUUGUAAAUCUCUUGUCAGCUAUACAGCCAUGCGGUAAGAAGAGGUUAAUUCUUGAUUUGCGCCAUGUCAAUAAGUCAUUUAUUAAGCAAAGUGUUAAGUAA
Messenger RNA from Porites lobata, 2241 nucleotides. The record is from the annotation of a GenBank genome assembly. NCBI's taxonomy places the organism in Eukaryota, Metazoa, Cnidaria, Anthozoa, Scleractinia, Poritidae.